Messenger RNA from Medioppia subpectinata, 663 nucleotides. NCBI's taxonomy places the organism in Eukaryota, Metazoa, Arthropoda, Arachnida, Sarcoptiformes, Oppiidae. The record is from the annotation of a GenBank genome assembly.
AUGAUAAAUGAAUCAGAACCAGUAAAAAGUUUGCGAAACGAGUUGUUUGUGAAACGAAAGUACGAUAAGUAUAGUCUACCAGUCAAUGAUCACAAUCAGGCCGUGAAUGUCAGCAUUUGGAUCCGGAUCCUAAAGAUUGUCGAUCUUGACAUUAAGACUCAAAUACUGACACUGAAUGCAUACAUGGAUUUGUAUUACUUAACAUACUUUAUAAUGUUUGAAACUAUUGAAUUGGACGCCAAGUAUUGGACGGAUGAGGGCUUGCAAUGGAAUCCAUCAGACUUUGGAGGACAGACACAACUGAUUGUCUCAUCGGAUCUAAUCUGGAAACCGGACAUCGGUUCCACAAACUCACCCAACGCUUUCCGAUACGACCAACAGAUCCGGGAGUCGACGGCUAUUGUCUACUCGUCCGGUGGUGUCGAUUGGAUGCCGCAGACAAUGAUUAACACAUACUGUAUGACUGACUUAAAGGACUAUCCGUCGGACAGACAGACGUGUGAAAUAUUGGUUGAGUCGACAUAUGAAAGUCGAUUCGUUAACUUGCAAUCAUUACAUUCAAUAUACGCCCAUGGUCAACUUUCCACUUAUGUGUCCAAAAGUAAACUUAGGUUUGAAAACCGGGAGUGGAGUGUUGUCAAUGUUGAAGCUAAAUCAGAGUAG